AUGCCGAGCCCCGUUCCGUCGACUUCGGCUGUACCUUACUCGGACUCGAUCACGGCUCCUAUCGCCCAUCUUGGCAUCUGCGACGCCAACGGAAACGACGGGGAGGACGAGGAAGAGUACGAUCACGAUGUGCCGCUCUCCUUUGAUUCGAACCAGGACACGAUCGCAGCGCGAAGAUCACAAGGCUCGGCGGCGAAAGCGAGUCGGCGGUCGGCCAUCUCGAGACGGAGACCCAGUCGAGGGACGAGUUCCGAAACGGUCGUUGGGGAUGGGGCCAUGAGCCCGUCGUCGAAGAAGUCAUCGCCGUCCGUCACGCCGGGGUCGAGUCCAACCAGGUAUCGCAAGGCCUCGGCGACGAUCCAGGCUCUCAAGAUCCCCAUGCUACAAUCCUCUGCGACAUCGCAUGCUUCGGGGACCGACUCGGAACCUUGUCUCUCGGCCAUGACGGCGACGAACAACACCUUUGGGCUCGUCGGGCACCGGCAUGGGUCUUCGGUCACGCCGACGACGGCGACAUUUCCUCGACUGGACGCCGAUACACCGCAUGCCUCGUCCGCAAGAUCCGGUCCCGACUCUAGUCGGACACCCAAACUUAACGACGACCAUAAGCUGGAGAGCGUGAGGCCUGGAUUCUGUCCCAUCCCGGUGGUGGAGUCGAGCAGGCGGCAGGUCGAGAUGCCCGGUGCAGCCUCGUCCGGCGGCUCGGCGAACCGCAAAGACUACGUGCCGACCCUCCCGUCACCGCUGAGCAACUCGUACAUUACCUCGGAUGACUACUGGAGCUCUGGUGCUGGUUUUGGAUUUGACUCGAUCUCGCCUCGAUUGCAAGGCGACUUUCCAUUUCCGUCUUCGAACCCUGGGGCUGGCCCCUAUCCGAUCAGCAUGAGCUCGGCUUCGUCGACGAACGCCAUCUCGGCUCCCGCUUCCCCCUUUUCGACGACGUCGUCGCUCCACGAUGGUGGGUUGUCCAUGUCGCAGUCCCCGCCUAUGUCGCUGCCUCGACGCUUGCAGGCUCUGCCUUCCCCACCCAUCCGGCCCGAUAGUGGCGGACCUCGCGCGAGGGGCCGCGGUCACGCUGUCUCCUUCUAUGAUCGAUCAUCGCCUUCGGCAUCGAUUCCACCGUAUCAAACGUCGACUUCGUCGUCGCGCAGCACAUCACUCUCACGAGCCAACGAGAUGCCCCUGACCCCGCCCGAGUCGGUUUCGGAGAGCGGUCGACACUCCAUCUUCAGUUCCACCGAUGCCUGGCACGACGUGCUCGGGGUCGCGGCUUCGAGCAUGAGCUACGCCAACAUGGACUACAGCCUUCCGCAAGGUGAUUCCACCGCUGCGGCCACGGAGACCUCGACCAGUUCGAAGCAAGGCGCGGCCGACGAUCUCAUGUCGUUGCAGGAUACAACCACCGCUCCUCGACGACAGAGCAUGCCACUGGGGCAUCAUACCCAGUCGAGGAGCGCUGGGUCUCCGGCCGACGGAGGCAAACGCGUCAACAAUCACGAUUUGAUGGCUGGGUCGGGAGGAGGGCACUUUGGUCCGGCGACGAGGGAACUACUCGCUGCGGCGAUAAGUCAGGCCAUUGACCGAGUACCGCUCUCGGCAGAGGACGAGGUCGUUCACAUGGUCGAGUACGGGGCGAUGAACUCGCGCUCGGCUUCAUUGUUCCCCGCUGUGAUCUCGAAUCUGGCCAUUCGACACGAGUUGCUGCGCAAGGAGAAGGGACUUGACGUCGGCGGAGAAGAUGACGCAGAGGCGCUCUCGUUCCAGAUCACCCACGCCGAUCGACUAGAAGCCGAUUUUCGACCGCUCGCCAAAUUGCUCGAGACGUCGUCGGACUCGUACCUCAACGCGAACUGGUUGACCGAGCAUCGACCGUCGUUGGAGAACCAGGUAUUCUCGUCGUUCGUUACGCGACCGUUCGGAUCCAAGGUGAUGCCGCGCAAGUCCGUCACCUUUGGAUUCUCGGCGAUGGCCUUGCAUUGGCUCAGCACCGAUCGCAAGUAUCGUAUGGCACCAGCGAGCAUCGCCCAUGGCGAGCUGAUGGCGUUUUUGUCGGCGCGAGCGACGGAGUUCAAGACCGGUGGUUUGCUUGCCCUGGCGUACAUCGCUCGAUCGGAGGACAAGGCGACGAGCGGGCUCAAUCGAGGCCCUUCGGCUGCGGCUCGAAUCGGAGGAGGUGGUGGAGGGCUUUCACGACCGACGAUUAUGUCGGCCAGCUCGGAUCCCGAGGGGUUCAACACGGCUCCCGUGUCUUCCUCGCCCGAGUCGUCUCGUCCCUCGUUGCGCCAUCGAUCAGCGACCACGCCUGUGGUCCCUACCCUACGGAAGGACAUUUGGGAGAUGUUCACCAGCGUCCUCAGCCUGGCGAUCCAACGCCUCGUGUCGACGCAAUUGCUCAAACCUGCCGUCGCUCGACAGUUGCUCGCGUUGCCAAUUCAUCCGCGGACGCCGAGGCAAUCCAAGGCCGUGCUCAAGUCGAUGCAGCAUGCUUGGGACGUCGAGUCGGAAGAGGUCGUCAAGCUGUCCCAUCCUGCUUGGGCCGGAUUGAAACACGAGACGGUGUCCCCGGCUUCGUACGCCGAUCAAUCGAUUCAGGUAAGAACAUCAAUCUCCUUUGGGGAUACGCCAAAGCUUUGAGCGCUGACGAUACGAUGUCUUGAACAAACAGUUGCUCAAGGUGUUUUGGGAAUCCGAAAUCCGGUCGAUCAUGCGUGAGGCCCUUGGUUCCCGAGCGGCGUGCGAAUUCACGCUCGACUGCCUCUGGAAUGUCGUCAAAGUGCGUAGAGCUCGUUCUUCUUCAGAGAUAAAGGAAGUGGAGCACUGACGAAAGGCUGUAUAACCUUCGACUUGCAGGAGAAGCUUGAAGAAGAAGGCCCGCAUCCUCUCGAGCUCGAGGUACAGAUCAUUCUUCUCAGACGCAAACCCGACGCUUGA
Microbotryum saponariae is the source of this 2931-nucleotide messenger RNA. The record is from the annotation of a GenBank genome assembly. NCBI's taxonomy places the organism in Eukaryota, Fungi, Basidiomycota, Microbotryomycetes, Microbotryales, Microbotryaceae.